GUGGUCGGAGAUCACUAUGUGCGCUUUUUCUUUUGAGGAAAAAUGAAACUCUUUAUUUCCUUCCAACUAACCAACUAAACUCCUCUCGGCUCCUCCGCCCCCUCUUGAGAUAGAAAACAAUAGCAGCAGUAGCAGAGCCCCGCGUUCUCCAUUACCCACCCUCCGCCAAUUGAACGAGGAAGAAGAAGCUCUAAGCAUCAUCACCACCACCACCAUUAAUGGCGACCUCUCCCGUCACCACCAAUUCCCUCUCCUCGUCCUCCUCCUCCCUCUUCUCCGCCUCCCUCCCUUCUCUCCUGCCCCGACGCCGCGUCCCCCUUCCCCUCGCCCUCCGCCGCCGCCAUGGGACCCCGGCGAUCCGCGCGAAGAUCCGGGAGAUCUUCAUGCCGGCGCUGAGCUCGACGAUGACGGAGGGGAAGAUCGUGUCGUGGGUGAAGGCGGAGGGCGACCGCCUCUCCAAGGGCGAGAGCGUCGUCGUCGUCGAGUCCGACAAGGCCGACAUGGACGUCGAGACCUUCUACGACGGCAUCCUCGCCGCCAUCGUCGUCCCCGAGGGCCAAUCCGCCCCCGUCGGCGCCCCCAUCGGCCUCCUCGCCGAGUCCGAGGACGAGGUCCCCCUCGCCAAGGCGCAGGCCCUCUCCCAAUCCCAACCCCAAACCCCUCCAUCUCCUCCUCCUCCGUCGGAAGCUACUCCUCCUCCUUCUCCUCCCCCCGCCACAGCGCCCCCGACACCGGUUGCGGCGGCGGCGGCGGCGGCACCACCGGUCCAAGAAGGGCCGAGGAAGACGAUCGCCACGCCCUUCGCAAAGAAGCUCGCGAAGCAGCACAAGGUGGAUCUAGCGAAGGUCGCCGGCACCGGGCCGUAUGGGAGGAUCACUUCUACGGAUAUUGAGGCCGCCGCGGGGAUCCAGCCUAAGAAGCCGGCCGCGGCCCCUGCUGCUCCGGCUCCUGCGGCUUCGAUAACUGCUGCUGCCACUGCUACUGCUAAAGGUUCUGCAGCUGCUGCUCCUUCCCCGCUUCCUGGAUCGACGGUUGUCCCAUUCACGACGAUGCGGGCUGCCGUCUCCAAGAACAUGUUGGAGAGCCUCUCUGUGCCGACUUUCCGUGUUGGGUACCCUGUGAUGACCGAUGCGCUUGAGGCUCUCUAUGAAAAGAUCAAGUCGAAGGGGGUGACAAUGACUGUACUGCUGGCCAAGGCUGCAGCAAUGGCACUUGCUCAGCAUCCCGUUGUGAAUGCAAGUUGCAAGGAUGGAAAGAGCUUCGGUUUCAAUAGCAAUAUUAACAUUGCAGUGGCUGUGGCUAUUGAUGGCGGACUGAUUACCCCCGUUCUCCAGGAUGCUGACAAGCUGGAUUUGUAUUUGCUUUCUCAACAAUGGAAAGAGCUGGUUAAAAAAGCUCAUGCUAAACAGCUUUCACCAAAUGAGUACAACUCAGGAACAUUUACUCUAUCAAAUCUAGGUAUGUUUGGUGUAGACCGAUUUGAUGCCAUCCUUCCUCCCGGCCAGGGUGCUAUCAUGGCUGUCGGAGCUUCAAAGCCUACAGUUGUGGCUGAUAAAGAUGGUUUCUUUAGCGUUAAGAGUAAAAUGCUGGUGAAUGUAACUGCUGAUCACCGCAUAAUCUAUGGUGCGGACUUGGCAGCUUUCCUGCGGACCUUUUCAAAGACUGUUGAGAAUCCUGAGGGCUUAACUUUGUAAGAGCUUCUUCGCAAACUCUUCUCUUCACGUGCAGGUCAUAUAUUAUAUCUCGGCGCCUUUCUAAAUGGUUUCAAUUUGUUGUUGUCUGUGAGCAUUGGUAUGGUUGAAGGUUUGUUUUUUGUAGUAAUGCUGAAGUACUCGUUCUAUUUUUCCAUUAUGUUGUUUUCUAUUGACGCUCUGUUUCAUAAAUGUUAAGUGGUAACAAGAACUGAUUCAAAAUUUUGGAAAAAUUAAUAAAUUAAGAAAUAGCUGGCCAUUUUCCUAGCUGCC
Messenger RNA from Ananas comosus (pineapple), 1964 nucleotides. Its product is annotated as dihydrolipoyllysine-residue acetyltransferase component 4 of pyruvate dehydrogenase complex, chloroplastic-like. Gene Ontology annotation, cellular component: pyruvate dehydrogenase complex; chloroplast envelope; chloroplast thylakoid. Gene Ontology annotation, molecular function: dihydrolipoyllysine-residue acetyltransferase activity. The record is from RefSeq and is a predicted model, not a curated record. The transcript has 6 exons. NCBI's taxonomy places the organism in Eukaryota, Viridiplantae, Streptophyta, Magnoliopsida, Poales, Bromeliaceae. Gene Ontology annotation, biological process: pyruvate decarboxylation to acetyl-CoA. Bases 219 to 1694 code for a protein of 491 amino acids.